This is a messenger RNA of Verticillium nonalfalfae, 792 nucleotides long. RefSeq lists its product as uncharacterized. Bases 1 to 792 code for a protein of 263 amino acids. The record is from RefSeq and is a predicted model, not a curated record. Lineage: Eukaryota; Fungi; Ascomycota; Sordariomycetes; Glomerellales; Plectosphaerellaceae. The transcript has a single exon.
AUGAACCGCCCCCCUCACUCCCCAUUCAACACCCACACCACCAAGCAACCCUCUCUGCGCAAGACCAUGUCCAUCACGCAGACCUACUACCUCGCCCACAAGGCCCGGGCCAAGCUGUCCACCGAGGCCGCCCGCGCCGAUCAUGACCUCCGCCUUCUCGUCGGACACGCCAACCUCCUCGACAGCCUGAUGCUCGACCUCGCCGAUGCCGAGCGUGAGCAGGAGUCGUGGUUCAACCAGUCCGUCCGCGGCGCACAGGAGGAGAAGAAGGACCGCCACGUCCAAUGGGCCGACUCGAUUGUCGAGGACCCCGAGGAGGACUGGAACGCCGACGACGCCUCCUCCACAUCCUCUUCUGACGAGUCCGAGUCCGACUCGGAAGAUGAGUACGACAGCGACGAGGAGGACGACAUUGAGAUGGCCGACGUCAUGAGCCUCCGCCGCAUCUCCUCCACCACCAAGCAGAUCCCCAUCCUCGCUGUCGAAGAGGACGAGGACGAUAUGGAAGAGGACGACCUUGAGGAGGACUACGCUCAGCUCGAGCUCGUCCGCACCUCUUCUCACUCCAACUCCCCGCCCGACCUGGCUCACGACUCAGACUACUCUUCGGACGACGACGACGCCAUGCCCCCUUCGCCUCCCAACACCAUCCUCACCUUCUCUGAGAAGGACGCCAAGCAGGAGCCCACCAGCGAACAGCAACAACAACAACAAGACAACCUCUACUCUGAGGGCUUCUACCUCCCCAGGAGGAACCCAGCCCGCCUCGUGUCCGCCAUCUCCGUGUACUAG